AUGGCUUGUAUUAAUAGUUCAUUAUCAUUAUUUAUGAGUGAUUUUCCAUCAUAUGGUCUUAUUGGUUCUGUAUCUAUUGGUCUUAUUCUUUAUAUAGCAUAUAUAAUUACUUUUAUACGAAAUCAUUAUUUAUCAUCAUCGAAUGUUUAUAUAUAUUUUUCACAAUUAUCACUUUUAUUAUUAUUAAUAUCACCAAUAACAUUUCUAUUUCGAUCAUCAACAUCAAUUAAUAUAAUAUGUUCAACUCAAACAUUAGCAUUACAAAUUUUACCAUUUUGUCUUUUACUUGGUUUUAAUAUACAUUUUAUUUAUGAAUGGUUAUUAAAAAUAGCAGGUCCAAUUCGAAAAACUUUUCUCAUAGCAAUAAGUUCAUUUUUAAUUUUUUUUCUUGCUAUUUUAAUUCAAACAGCUAUUCUUCUUGUUUGGUUUUAUUAUAAUUAUAAUUAUCAAGAAAAACUUGAACAAUGUACAGAUGAAUGUCGUCGACCAUUAUUUCUUUGUUCAUUAUCAUUUAAUUUUUUUCUUUUAUUUCUUUAUUCAUUUCAAUCAAGUAUACGAUAUCAUAUAAAUAAUAAAAAAAAUGAUUUAAUUUAUUUAUUAACAAGUCUUUUAGCUUUAUGUAUUACAAUAAUAUGGAUUUGUUUUUAUUUAUUUAUUCCAUUAAAAUUAUCCUAUACAUUUUAUAUGAAUAAUAGUUAUAUACUUGCUUAUGGGACAUUAUUUUUUGUUUAUACAUUUAUUGGACCAUUUCUAUAUGAACAACUUUUUUAUCAUAAUCAAACUAAUAUAAAUAAUAAAGAUCAUUUGAAUAACAUUAAUAAAAUGACAUUUAAAUGUUUGUCUCUAACAAAAGAGCAACAACGAGCAUUCAUGGCAGCAUAUAUUAAACGUAAUCUAACAGCUUCAUGUGAAAAUCUCACAACAAAAAAUAAUUCAUCAUUUCAACAAUCAAAUCAAACACGUCAUUCAACAUUAAGUGUUGAGAGUUUAUGUCCAACAUUAAUUAGUACUAUUUCAUAUGAAUCACCACAAACAAUAUUACCAACAGGAAUAAAUGAUACAUCAAGUUUUGGUACAAUGGCAAGUGAAUAUUUACUUUUAACAAAUUCAUCUGAUAUGAAAUAA
Rotaria sp. Silwood1 is the source of this 1125-nucleotide messenger RNA. Lineage: Eukaryota; Metazoa; Rotifera; Eurotatoria; Philodinida; Philodinidae. The record is from the annotation of a GenBank genome assembly.